Molecule: messenger RNA, 2504 nt
Organism: Rosa chinensis
Lineage: Eukaryota; Viridiplantae; Streptophyta; Magnoliopsida; Rosales; Rosaceae
Exons: 4
Coding region: 213-2252 (679 amino acids)
Molecular function (GO): protein binding
Source: RefSeq, a predicted model, not a curated record
AACUUAAAGUAAUGAUAUAUUUAAGAGUCACUAAGAAUUUUCUCAUAUCAUAAACUCUUUCUCUCUGAAAAGCUCCACCUCCAUUUCUGAAAAGCUCUGCCUUCCUUCAGUUCUGCCUCAAUCUUUUUGAUCAUUCCGACAUCUUUGAGCACGGUAGUAGUUCAACUCCUUAAAUUAAUACAAAACCAGGGUCCUCUUCUCCUCUCAUUGUAAUGCCUCCUACAUAUUUUCCUCUCCGGUGGGAAAGCACCGGAGACCAAUGGUGGUAUGCUUCUCCGAUUGACUAUGCAGCCGCCAAUGGACAGUAUGACUUGGUCCGAGAGCUCAUCCGCAUCGACAGCAACCACCUCAUCAAGCUCACAUCUCUACGUAGAAUUCGCCGCCUUGAGACUGUUUGGGAUGAUGAAGAGCAGUUCCAUGGUGUAGCCAAGUGUCGUGCACAUGUUGCUCGAAAGCUUUUCCAUGAAUGUGAGUCUAAACAGGGAAAGAACUCCCUCAUUCGAGCUGGUUAUGGUGGAUGGCUCAUUUACACAGCUGCCUCAGCUGGACAGCUUGGUUUUGUCCAAGAGCUGCUUGAGAGAAACCCUCUUCUUGUUUUCGGGGAAGGAGAGUUUGGCGUUACUGAUAUACUGUAUGCUGCUGCUAGGAGCAAGAAUGCUGAGGUUUUCAGGCUGCUGUUUGACUUUGCAGUUUCGCCUCGAUUUUCAGGCAGAGGUGGGGAGUUGGAGGAACACAUUGGGGAGAUUCCUUGUGUUUAUAAGAGGGAGAUGGUUAACAGGGCGGUUCAUGCUGCUGUCAGAGGAGGAAACUUGUUGAUUUUGAAGGAGCUUCUUUCAGAUUGCAAUGAUGUUUUGGCUUAUAGGGAUGUUCAGGGAUCCACUAUUCUACAUGCGGCAGCUGGAAAAGGACGGGUAGAGGUAGUGAAGUACCUUAUAGCCGCAUAUGAUAUCCUAAACUCCAAAGAUGACCAGGGAAACACAGCAUUGCAUGUUGCAGCUUCUAGGGGACAAUUAGCUGCAGUGGAAGCUCUUCUAUCUGCGUCUCCUUCAUCAAUGAUUUCUACAAAAAACAACUCUGGAGAAACAUUUCUCCAUAAGGUUAUAUCUGGCUUCCAAACUCCUGCCUUCCGUAGAUUGGACAGACAGAUUCAUCUCCUGAAGAACUUGGUCUGUGGGAGAGUCUUUGACAUUGAAGAAGUCAUCAAUGCCAAAAACAAUGAAGGCCGGACUGCCCUUCACACAGCAAUCAUUGGCAAUGUUCACUCUGACUUGGUGCAACUUCUGAUGAUGUCUCGAUCAAUUGAUGUCAAUGUCCGGGAUGUAGAUGGCAUGACUGCACUUGAUUACCUCAGGCAAUGGCCUCGUUCUGCAUCCUCGGAUAUACUAAUUAGGCAGUUGAUUUCGGCUGGGGGGAUCUUUGGUUGUCAGGACUAUUACAGUGCAAGAAAAGCCAUUGCUUCACACUUAAAGAUGCAAGGCGAUGGAGGCAGUCCUGGAACAUCGUUUAAAAUCUCCGACACUGAAAUCUUUUUGUAUACGGGAGUUGAAAAUGUACCAGUUGCUAGUGCUGGUCACCAGCACAAGGUUAGUAUAGGAAGCAAUUCAUCUUCACCGGAACUAAAUCCACGCAACACAACUGAUGAGAACCAGAGCUCAAUUAGUACUAAAAAGCCUUCAGGUUCUGUAAACCAUGCAGCACAAAGACUGAAACGGGCAAUAGGGUGGCCCCGGAUCAAAGAGAAGAAGCCUGAAAGAUUCAAGAAAUCAGUAGAUUUUGGCAGCACUACUUCAGAUGAGGCUCCCACACCACUUCGCCAGAGAUUCUCAAAGGCCUCCUCAUCACUUCCCAAUAACAAAAGAACACUCGCAGUGAGGAGUAACCAAUCAAGUCCAACCGCCAAGAAGAAAUUUGCUUCGGGUUUAAGGCAUGGUGUAAUGCAGGCAAUCCCACACAUAACCGUCCCAGGCCGUUCGCGCUCUAGCUCAUUUUCGAAAUCAUCAUCACUCUCUUCACCUAGUUCUCUAGAUAAACAGAAAGGUGUUUGCAUUGACACUGAUGCCACUGGACCAUCUUGGUCCAAUCAAGUAGAUGAUGAUGACACUCCAAAUUUGGGUAAACAAGGCAACCUUAACAGAAGGUUGAGGAGGCAUUACUUCUGUUUUGGGGCAUCAGGCCUAUCUGUGAAGCACCCGGUUAGCAGGCAACAUCAGAACCAAAGCGUCAAGCCUCCUCCUGUUAUUUCAGUGGCUUAAACGAUUGACUAACAUAGAGGAAGAUGAUCAUGUUAGUUCAGCUAGUGGUGCUACUAGUACUACUUUUUUCUGUUUAUUUUUCUCUAGUAUUUUAUGGUAUGUUUGCUUGUUUUAACCUGUUAGUUAAAACUUAAAACCGGCCAAGUUAAUGCACUUUUCCAAAAGUAGUUAGGAUCUAUCUUUCAUGUGUGAACUUCCUUACUCUUUCCUGGAGAAUAAAGAAUAAGAGCAGAGAAGAGGAAUCCAUGAAUA